This is a messenger RNA of Engraulis encrasicolus (European anchovy), 1264 nucleotides long. RefSeq lists its product as uncharacterized. Lineage: Eukaryota; Metazoa; Chordata; Actinopteri; Clupeiformes; Engraulidae. The annotation marks the transcript as partial. The transcript is spliced from 4 exons. The record is from RefSeq and is a predicted model, not a curated record.
AAUGCUUGACGGAAAGAAAUUUAGCUUUGACUGGAAGGGCCACCCAGUCAGACCUUGUGAAAUCGCCAUACGCGGGGGAAGGCAUUGCCCAAAAUGCCAUUGAUGGAAAUCGGGACUCACAUUUCCAUCAUGGAUCCUGCACUCUCACUGAUGAAGAUACUAACCCCUGGUGGAGGGUUGACCUACUGAAGGAGUACAUCAUCACAUCAGUGGUCAUCACCAACAGAGGAGACUGCUGCCCUGAGAGACUCGAUGGAGCUGAGAUUCGCAUUGGCAGCUCCCUUAUUGACAACGGCAACGACAACACACAAGUUGGAGUAAUAUCCUCUAUCCCAGCUGGGGAAAGCCAGACCUUUACAUUCAGCUCUGGGGUCAGUGGUCGCUAUGUUAAUGUUUUUCUGCCAGGCCCCGAAAGGACUUUAAGUCUCUGUGAGGUUGAGAUUUAUGGCUAUUUGGCACCAACUGGUGAGAAUGUGGCCUUAAGAGGGAAAGCCACUCAAUCAGACCUUUAUGGAAACGGCUUUGCUUAUAACGCCAUUGAUGGGAAUCGAGAUGGAAUAUGGGGUCAUGGGUCCUGUACUCACACAGAGGGUCACCUCAACCCCUGGUGGAGGGUGGACCUGCUCCAGACAUACAAAGUCUUCUCAGUGAUCAUCACCAACACUGUGGAUAGUGUCCCCAGUCGGCUAAAUGGAGCUGAAAUCCGUAUUGGCAAUUCCUUGGACAACAAUGGCAUCAAUAACCCCAGGUGUGCUGUAAUCUCCUCGAUUCCUGCUGGGUUUUCUAAGACGUUUCAGUGCAACGGCAUGGAGGGACGCUAUGUGACAGUAGUGAUACCUGGACGUGCAGAGUAUCUCACUCUCUGUGAAGUAGAGGUGUACGGAUCACCACUGGACUGAAGCUCUUCAAAACAACACACAUGCUCCAUUAUGUUGAAUAAAGCAGCCGUAAUGAGGGGCGUAGCAGCAAAUUGUGGACCCUAUAUGUACAAUCAACUCCCAGGACUGUGUGUGGACCCCCUAUAUAUGCAUUGGGCCCUGUUGACUCAGUCACACUCCACUCGACUUUUUUGUGUGUCACAAUCUAUUUUUGGAUGGUAAUUGCACAAAAUAUAGUCCACUAAAUUGCUCAGAUCUUCAAUUCACAAAAAUUGUCAACACCUCUUGACACAAUUUAGCACCACAAGGGGUCAUCAUAGCCUGUGUGUGUGUGUGCACAUGUUAAAAUCAUAUCUCUCCUUGAAAUGGAUAUUUACAGGGGAAUU